CUGGGCCGGAGGGGCGGGGCUGCCGCCGCCGGGCUCGGGGCACGGCCGCCCGCCGCCGCGGAGCUGGAGAUGGAUUGGCGGGCGUGGAGAGCUUGUGGAAGGGCCGUGUUCAUGUUGGCAGAGAAGGUUGGCUGCUGAGCCAGGGUGUGUCUCCAGGAGGCCUGCCAGGCUGCCCGCAUCCCCCCUCGCCACCAUGGGCCGUCCAGGCUGACCAGCUGGUUCCUGCUGGAGGCACCUGGUGUCAUCUGAGGAGACCAUGUCCAGGCCCCCCGACUGGCUGCUGCGGCUGCUCUGGGGCACCCCAAGGCAGCGGGUCUGCACCCUGUUCAUCAUCAGCUUCAAGUUCACAUUUUUUGUCUCUGUCAUGAUCUAUUGGCACAUUGUGGGGGAGCCCAGAGGCCAAGGACAAUUCUCCAACCUGCCUGUUGACGUCUCCUGCCCCCACUUGGUGCCCCCCACACCUCCCUCCACCCCUCUUCCAGGCAACAUCUUCUUCCUGGAGACUUCAGACCGGACCAACCCCAACUUCCUGUUCAUGUGCUCGGUGGAGUCGGCAGCCAGGGCCCACCCUGAGUCCCAGGUGGUGGUCCUGAUGAAGGGGCUGCACGGUGGCAGCCCCUCCCUGCCCCGGCACCUGGGCCUCUCGCUUCUGGGCUGCUUCCCCAAUGUGCAGAUCCUCCCCCUGGACCUGGAGGGACUGUUCCGGGACACGCCCCUGGCAGCCUGGUACGCGGCCCUGCAGCGGCGGUGGGAGCCCUACCUGCUGCCCGUGCUCUCCGACGCCUCCAGGAUCGCGCUCAUGUGGAAGUUCGGUGGCAUCUACCUGGACACAGACUUCAUCGUCCUCAAGAACCUGAGGAACCUCACCAAUGUGCUGGGCACCCAGUCCCGCUACGUCCUCAAUGGUGCCUUCCUGGCCUUCGAGCGCCACCACGAGUUCAUGGCGCUGUGCAUGCGUGACUUCGUGGCGCACUACAACGGCUGGAUCUGGGGCCACCAGGGCCCGCAGCUGCUCACGCGGGUCUUCAAGAAGUGGUGCUCUAUCCGCAGCCUGGAUGAGAGCCACUCCUGCCGCGGCGUCACCACCCUGCCCUGUGAGGCCUUCUACCCCAUCCCCUGGCAGAACUGGAAGAGGUACUUUGAGGACGUCAGCCCCGAGGAGCUGCCCCGGCUGCUCAACGCUACCUACGCCGUCCACGUGUGGAACAAGAAGAGCCAGGGCACACACUUCGAGGCCACGUCCAGGGUGCUGCUGGCCCAGCUCCAUGCCCGCUACUGCCCCACGACGCACGAGGCCAUGAAAAUGUACUUGUGAGGGGCCUGCUGGGGUGCCUCCACCUACCCGGCACCCUGACUGGAGAAGGGCUCUUGGCCACCCUUGCCGGGGAGGCAGGCUGCGAGGCCUGAGUUGCCGCAGCUGGGGAUUUGGGGCAGGAUGGAGGGACCGUUGGCCACAGAGGUGUUUUUGGAGGAUGCGCUGUAGGCCCUGAGAUCUGCUCCCUUUGAGGGCCAGAGGCGGGUCUGCGCUCUGCAGGGUGAGACCCCAGCCGGGUGGGAGGCCGGUAGCUCUCGCCCUGGGCCAGCGCGCCGUCUAGGACAGAGGUGACAAGUGCGGGGGAAGGGCCGCCAGCAAGAAUCAGCGGGAGUGAGCUGGGUGGGCACGCUGGGUCUCCUGGACACACGCCAGAGCAGGGAACAUCAAGGCAUCUCCCAGGGCAUCUCGGGGAAGCCAGGCUGGUCGGGGCCAAGGUGCACCCGAGGGGAACGUGCAGAAGCUUGAGGGCAGGAGAGGAAGGAGGGAGGAGCUGGGCCAGGGGGGGGAGCCCAGGGAGGGGCGCGUGGCUCCUUUCUGGCUUGGGGUUCUUUUUCAGAGGGCUUGAGGCCUGCAGGGCUGCCCUGGGAUCUCUCUGGGAGAGGCCCAGCCUGCCCACCCACCCCUUCUUUCCAGAGACGUUGCCCACUCCGUGGACAUGGGGGCAUGGUGGUUUUUUGGUUCAGGCAAAGCACUUGAAAGAAAACACCCUGCCCCUGAUAAACACAGGAGAAUAAAUGCAGUCAAAGUGCCUCCCUGACACUUAGUGCUUGAUGGUUGAUGAAACUCAUCACUUGCACAGCCCUAAAUAGCCCCUUUCUGCAGCCGGAGCAGCACAGGCAGGGGGCGGUGGCCACUUGCCCGGGGCCUCCCAACCUGCCUAGAUCCCAAGCGCCCAGGGACCUGGCAGGCAGCUCACUGAGCUGGGGGCCACAUCCCACCCAUAAUGAGCCCGAAUCUGUUUUAACGGGGCCAAAUGAGACCCCCAAGGAGCUCCUCAGCAGAGCAGAGGCACCCUGCCAGCCGACCUCUCCUGCCCCACCCUGCAUGCCUGGCCAGCAUCCGGGGAGAGGCCCCGGCUACCCAGCUGGUGGCCCCAGGGCUAGGCCAGAGGCAGGUCUGCGCUUUGCAGGGUGAGACCCCAGCCAGGUGUGCUGAGAAAGUCCCCCCGGGAAGCUCUGGCCGGGCUGGAGAAGCCCUCCCCCUAGAGUGGGGGUUCCGCCAGGCUGCUCUUUGGCAGAUGAGGGGAGAGGUGUUUAGAGACCUGUGAUUCUGCCUGCGGAUGGUGCUGGGAAGCCCAGUGAGGGGUGAGCUCCCUGGCUCUAGGGGCAUUCAAAAGCAGGUGAUGUGUUUGAUGAGAACAACGGGUCAUUGUCAAUUAUGUCAGUUGUUUCUCCAAUAACAGCAUCAUUUCACCUAUCUUAAAAUUUGUUUAGAAUGAGCAGGUUUUAUCUUAAUAAUACAAAUAAUAUAUAUAACUCUAUAUACUAAAGUAAGUGAGAUGACCUCCUGUGGUCAUUGUUUCAUUAGUCAUUUGGCCAGCAUGUAGUGAGUGCCUACUGUGUGCCAGCACACAGGUGAGACACGUGACCCUCCCUCACCCUAAGUUCUUCUAUGGCUCCCUGUUGCCUAUGGAACAAAGCCUUACUCCCAGGCCCAGCAUUCAAGGCCCUCCUCGGUCAAGCACCACUGCCCUCUCAGCCAUGAGCACCGCCCUCAGCCACACUAACCUGCAUGUUGUUCUUGACCCCCUUCCCCACUAAUGGCCACAUGUUGAUACUCAUGCCUUUGCUGUUGCUGGCAAUCCCCUUCCCAGUCAACAGACUCUGUUCCUUCCCUAAGGCUGAUGUCCCCUCCAGGAAGCCUUCCCUGACUGCCCCCUCCUCCGGUCACGCAGCUCCCAGGCAUCCGCUGUGACUGUUGGAUUCUUGGCCUGUCCCCUCGAAGACCUUGAAGGGCAGAGCCGUGUCAAAUCCCUCUCAGGAUCAUUCCUAGGUUUGGGCUCGGGCUCCUGGAAGGGGACAUCCCUGUGACUUUGCAAGGAGUUCCCGUCAGUCCAUGCAGAGCUGAGGGCCCAGAGGGACCACCUCCAGACCCCUCUUCCCAGGGAGCAUCAGUAAGAGGUUCAGGCCGGGCCAGAGCAGCUGCAGCCAGCCUGGUCUUGUGUUUACAGUUCUCCUCAGAGGCCCCCAUUCUGGAAAUACGGAAAGAUAGCAGCCUCGGCCCCAGACUCCUCACAUGAGGCCAGGCAGGACCCAGGACGGGCGGACUCUCAGAUGCGCCUGGCAUCCCUUCUCUGAGAAGGUGGGCAGGGGAAGGCAGGGGGAUCAGGAGUUUGGGGUUGAAUUCUCCCUCUCCCUCAUUGGCCCUCCGGAGGAUCGGUGUGCUGGAUGCCGCUGAGCCAGCCCCAUACCCAGCCUCUUAAUGCAACAGCUGUAAACCAGUCAAGGUCCAGCCGGCCCUGGAGAAAAGAGGGGUUGGGGACAGGUGGGCCGAGGUGGGGGAGACAGGCUGAUUCAUCUCCAGGGGGUGAGACCAGAAGGUGCCUGAGGUCUGAGCUCAGGACAAGGAGGCUGGCAGGGGGAGCCGGAGAGGCUUGUCCUCACCUCCCAGUGCAACACCCAGCGGCCGGAGCCCAGACCCCGCCCCCACCUUCCGCCUGAACCGGACUCCGGAGAGUUUCUGUCCCGCCCCGCCCCGCGCUCACAAUCGCCUAGUGCCCGGCAGCUUCAGGCCGGCCCCCCUUCAUUGCUGGGGCCAGAACAAUUGCUGGGCAACUUCAUUCUUCAGUUCUCGGAAAGGAGCAGGGAGGGCCGAGCUGGGGUGGAGGUCUGCCCUGGGGACGGUGGUAAUCAGAUCCCAGGAAGCCUGCAGUUCGUUCUGGUGGGCGUGUUGCAGUUGUUUUUGUCUGAGGAUUGGGGAAGCUGAGGACACACCCCUUUCGUAGGGGUCACGGAGUGGCUCAGCAGGGGCCGCAGGCAGGCAUGCUGUCAAUUAUUUAAUGAACGCUCCUGGCUGGCCCGUCAGCGGGGAGAAUAGCUAUCUGGGCUAGAGGAAUAACUCCCCCUUGUUACUGUAUCAAUAUUCAACUUCUUGUUUAAAUAUUAAAUCGGAAUGUCCUCCGUCCGAGUGCCUAACAGAGACGGAAGAUGGGUGAGUAACUUAGGACUGCGUUCCCGUAAGUCUGGUUUCACGGUUCACUUGUUCCCCCAUCUCUGUCCUCAUGUGGGCCAGCCCCGUGCGAGGCAUGCUGGGAAUUCCUCUGUGAGGCUGGGGGUCUGGCGUGGACACGCUUCAGGACCUGACAAUGGCUGUGGACUUUGGCAGCAGCAGGUGGGAACCAAGGUGGUGUGUUAACAUUGAACUCAGAGGGGGGGAUCCCCAAACAGGAAGACAUUCCUCACAGCCAUAGCCUGACAACAACAGAAGUCAGAACCCAGCCCCAGUCCCCACCAACCUGCAAGGAAAGAAACAAGUUCAGAGGAGAGACCUCUUGGCUGCUAGAAACAAGAGCACCUGAAAUCAGGAGGGCGCUGAUUCUCCAUGUGAUGUAUCGGCUGACGUACUCGGGAAACUGCUGUAACGAAAAGACUCCAUGUCGCUUAAAUAAGGAAGACUGUUCCUCUCAUGUCAGCCCCAAGGUGGUCGCUCCAAGGCCAGGGGGCUCCUCUGCCAUCCCUAAGGUGGGGCAUCCAAAGGGGUCCAGUGGUGCUUUUUUCCAACUAGUGGGAAGGGGGCCGCACAGAUCUUUAAGGAUGUAAUCCGGAAGUUGCACGCCUCACUUCUGUUUAUGUCCCAUUGGCCUGGACUCAGGCGUGUGGCCACACCCAGCCACCAAGGAUGUUGGGGAGUGUUGUCUGCAGCUGGAGGGGCCAAAUGUCCAGCUAAAACUCAGUAUGUCCUGUUACUAAAUUCAUGACAGGAAGAAUGGACACUAGAGGACAGUUAAUAGUGUCUGUCCAUGUAACAAGGAGUCUGGUGUGGGGUGUCUCCAGAACUGGUUCAUUCAGCAGUUCACCAACAACUUCUUCAUAUCCUCAAGGAUCCAAUGUGUUGACAUUUGGGCUCAGGCCUGUCCCCUCAUGGCCUCAAGAUGGUUGCCUCUGCUCCGAACAUCACACCCUUAUGCACUAAUGCAAAACAGGCAGAAAAGAGAACGUUCCUCCCUCAUGUCCAUGCAAACUCUCAGCAGACCCCUUCUCCGGCUGACCUCCCCUCGCUCCAUUAGCCAGAGUCACAUCGCAUGCCUGUUCCUACUCCAGUUACUAGCAAAGGAACUGGAAUGAUCAGGACUGGCUUAGACCAACUGAGAUUUGCCCCCAGGAGCUGGGAAAGGCCCUGCUUCAUUAUAACACAAGGCUACCUGAGGGCUGAACAAAAUCUGCUUUCCUUUAGCAAGAAAGAAGGGCGAUAUGGAUGGCUGUGCGUAAGGAGCCUCCAUGGGAACUGGCACCUCCUGCCACCCGCUCUGCCCCAAGCCCAGCAGUAUACCCUGUCCUGCACGUGAUUUCACUCACCCCACCCCCAUGAGGAGGACACCAUCUUCACUUUGCAUAUGAGGACACUGAGGCUCAGGGACGUUAGGGGACUUGCCUAAGGCCCCACAGCCAGAGGCUAGCAGAGCUGCGGUUUCAGCGCAGAUGUGUCCUACUUGAAAGCCAGGCCCCCUGCGGGCUGCCGCGGCAGGAGUCCUACCACAGGCCCUUCUGAGCUCCAAGACCAGCAACAUUAGACCAAAUAUUUCAUGGUGGUGUAAAUGGUGGAGUAUUUAUGGAGGCACACAAGUUUUAUUCUACAUUGAAACUAACCGUUUUACAGUACCCGAAGGCUCUUUGCAAAACCAUCCUUUUAUCUCUGUUUUUAGAUGCAGUGCACACGGUUGUACUGUUUUGGCCUCUUGGUCAUCCCGUGACUGGUUGGUGUUGAGACCCUUUGAGGGUUCAUUAAUCAUGAGUGAAAUGAAUUUGUUCAGAUUUAUUUCGGUUAUAAACAGUGACAACAAAAUAAGAAUAGCUUAAACAAAGCAAAAGCUACUUUCUCGCUUGAGAAGGAGCCUAGGGCGGGCGUUCAUUUGUGGCUCCACUGCCUGAGCACAUGGCUUCCGCCUUCUGGCCCAGUAUUGCUGCUCCAGCACCAACAUGUGUGCACGCCAGCCAGAAGGAAGCAGAAGGACCGAAGAGGGGCCUUCUGCCUGUUGGAGAAGUUCCCAAAGGCGAUGUGUGAUGUUUAUGCUUUCUAUUAUUUGCAAGAACUUAGUCACAGGACAACUGAGCAGCAGAAGAGGAGCCAGAGUGUGGCGCAGCCCCUUGACAGAGCCCAGGCAGCCCCCAGGCACUGGGGGGGCCCUGCGGAGUUGUCCUGAGUUGGGGCAACGGACCAGGCCUUUAUAGCCCACAUCGGUCCAUCACCGCAUGCCAGGCUGCCCCUGGAAGAAGACAUGACCAGGUAAGGCAGUGUCUUCAGCCCAGGAAAACCUCAAAGGGGGCUGAGAACCAAGGGCCAUGUUCCAGCAGCUCCCCCAGCAGGUGGGGGUUAAGUCUUCAUUCCAGGGGGGAGUCUGGGUGGCUUACCACUGGCCACCCCAAUAGCGUGAGAUUCCAUUUAUAUGAGGUACCAAGACAGACACGGUAAGCCACAUUGAAGUCAGGAUGGUGGGCACUCUCAGAAGGGGCUUCCAGGCUCUGCUUGUUGUUGACAUGGUGCUGGCUGCCCAGGACUGUCGCUUUGCAAAACAUUCACUCAUCUUACAAGUAUGGUUUGUGUGCUUCCGUCACAUUUCUGUGAGACAGCAAGACAGAGACCGUGGAGCAGGGGUGGGGUGAGAGAGGCCGUCAGGCUGCGGUGCAGGACUGGCUGCAGGGAGCGGGGGCAGCCUGGCUUCGGGCCUCUGACGGAGGUGAGUAGACAGGCAGUUCAGCUGAGCCUUGAAUGGGAGGGGUCUGGAGGGGCCUGGGCCCCACGACGGCCCGGACUGCAGCUGACCAAGGCCGGGGCCAGCGAUGCCGCAGAAAGAAUGGAUGGGCGCCGGGCGAGGGUGCCGAAUAGGAAGACUGGAGGCCAAAGACCCAUUUUAGGGCAGUGCUCGCCGCACAGAGUCGGUCCUGGAGAAGCAGCGGGAGGGGCUGGGGAGAGGACCCGAAGCCAGCAGUGCCUGGGAAUUGAGCCCGUGUGGGCAUGGGGGUUACCGCGGCUAAGCUCAUGCCACAUGCCACACAACAGGCCAGGAAGUGGGGAGACGAGAUGCAGGGGCAAGGAAAGCGACUUCGUUCGGCAAGCCAGGAGACCAAGAAGAUGGUGACUAAUGUCCUAAGAACUAUCUUAACUUUGGGUUGAUUUCAAGUGUCUUUCAUAUUAGGGAAGUAGGGAGCCGGAGGAGUUGAGGUCAGGAGGUGACCUCAGACCAGGGUCAGCAGGGGCCUGAGGGGGGUGGCGACACUCCUUGUCUGUGCUCAGCUGACUCCAGCCCUUGUGUUGACAUGGGUCUGGCCACGAUGUCCCUGUAAGUCCUUGACAAUCCUGUCACCAUUCCUGUGCAUACUUCUUUAUCUCCUCGGGGGAGGCGAGGGUCGGGUAUGGGGCUGGUUGUAUCAAUCUUGAGCAUUGAGGAAAAUUCCCUUCUGAUGAUUAUUAACAAGCCUACGUGCAGGGCUGCAGGGCUGAGCGGAAGAUUAAGGCAGUAAAGGAGUCAGAUACAGUGCGAAGGCAGAGAUGCCACACGGGGGAUCCAGGAGCUCCCAGAGGCCGCAGGGCUGAUGGCGGGCCUCGGCAGGAGAAGCAGGAGCUGGGGCCCUCGGGGCCCCCAGUCAGCAGUGCCACGCACUAUCCCUUUGGGCACAGGCAGCGAGCAGGCCACACGUUAGGAAGGGGGUUGACGGCAACAGGCCAGGUAGACGAGGCGCCGCAGGUCUGGCGGCCUGUAGCCUCAGCAGAGGACAGGCAGCUGGCCAAGGCCGUCUGGGCCACUGCAGCUUGGGCUGCAGGGUGUGGACAAAGCCGGGCCCACGAGUGUGGUAGGUAGGCCUCCAGACCAGCCUGAAGGGGAGGACGAGGCUGGCCACAGGACUUGGAGCCUUUGGAACACUCACUCCAAAUAUCACCUGAGGAGCUCAAAAGACCUUCUCAGGGGUGUGCAAGUCACGCUCGGUAGGGACCCUAGGAAGGCUGCCUCACGUGUAGGGAAAGAACUGUGUUCCACGGGCCAACAGACCUCAUCUGAGACUUCAGCAAGUCACAUCCCCUCUGAGCCUGAGUUUCUUCAACUACAAAGUAGGGGCAAGGGAGCCUCUAGCAGUUUCUGGCCCUAAAAUCCCCAAACAGAUGAGGAUCUUCAGGGACCCUGGGGGCUAAAGCCAGGAUGUGGCCACAGGCCCUUCAUGAGACCUGCCUGGUAGUGGGGGCUCUGACCCAGGGGCCUGGAGGUUGGGGUGCCUGUAUCAGUCCCUGGGAGGAAGUUUCUGGAUGCAGCCUGCAGAGCCAUUAUAGGGCUUCCACGUCGGGAGGCCACCUGCCUCAGAAUCUGGGGGCACUGGACGCCUGAGUGAAUCUCCAGGUGGCAGGCACGAUCCAGAGAAGUGUCCACUGUGCCACCUCGCUCCACUGUGGGGUGGGUAUCAUGAUUAUCUAAUAGCAGAGAUGCUAUUAGCAGAGAUGCUAAGAACAAAUGGGAAAAGUGGGAAUUACGAGAACCUAGAGGCUUGGAGGAGGAGUCUCAGCACUGAAGCUCACCCGUGAGGAGAUGCAGCUUACCUGGAGGUGCCGCCCAGGGGCUUGGAGGAUGAUGGUCCCACCGAGCCAGCCCCAGGCCCCUGAGGAGGGUGCCAGUCAGCGGGUGCCAGAGUCUCUGAGGAGGUGCAAUGCAGCUGGUUCUCAGUAUGGAGAAAAGUUUGCAACUGAAACCAAGUGCCACUUCCUGAAGAGCCCAGAGAUAAACACUUACAACUUUUGGUCAAUUGAUUGUUUCUACAAGGGUGCCAAGACGGGACAAUGGGGGAAAAAAAUAUGGUGCCAGAAAACUGGACAGCCACCUGCAAAAGAAUGAAGCUGGACCUCCUCCUCACACCCUGCACAAAAAACACGGCAGAGUGGAUCAGAGAUCUUCAUGUAAGACCUAACACCACAAAACUCUUCAAAGAAGACAUAUGAAUUCAUCUCUAUGAUUUGGGACUCGGCAGUGGUUUCCUAAAUAUGACACAAUGACGUAUGCACAAAUGACAAAGGAAAAAUAGCCAAACUGCACUUCAUCAAAAUUAAAAAAUAUUAUGUGUCAAAGGACACCAUCAAGAAAGUGAAGAGAACCCACAGAAUGGGAGAAGAAAAUCACAAAUCAUGUAUCUGAUAAGGAACUUAUAUCUGGGAUGUACAAAGAAUUCUUACAAGUCAAAAAUAAAAAGCCAACCUAAUUUAAAAAUGGGCAAUGGAUUUGAAAGGCAUUUCUGCAAAGUAGAUAUACAAAUGGCCAAUAAGCACAUAAAAAAAGGCUCAACACCAUCAAUCAUUAGGGAAAUGUGCAUCAAAGCCACAAUGUGAUACCACUUCACACCCACUAGGACGGCUAUCAUCAAAAACACAAUGCCAAGUGUGGGCAAAGUUGUCAGAAAUGGUAAACCUCACACUCUGCUGGGAGAAUGUAAAAUGGUGCGAAUACUUUGGAAAACAGAAAGUUCCUCUGAAAGUUAAACGUAGAAUUUACCACAUGACCUUGAAGGUCCCUUCCUAGAUAUAUACCUAAAAGAAUUUAAAACAUAUGUUCACCCAAAAACAUGUACGUGAAUAUUCACAGCAGUACUCUUCCUAAUAGCCAAAAGGUGGAAACGGGCCCAACAGCCAUCAGCUGGUGAAUGGACAUGUCUGUACAGUGGCAUGUUUUUCAGGAAUAAAAAGGAACAAAGUACUGAUACAUACAAUAACAUGGAUGAACCCUGAAAACAUGCUAAGUGAAAGAUGCCAGACAGAAAAGGCCACAGCACAUUCUAUAUCAUUCCAUUUAUGUGACAUGUUCAGAAUAGGCAAGUCCGUAGACAGAAAGUAGAUCAGUGGUUGCCAGGGGCCAGGGGAAGGGGAGUGGAGUGACUGCCAAUCCGGGCAGGGUUCUUUUUGAUGUCAAUGGAAAUGCUCUAAAAUUAGAGGUGAUGGUUACACAACUCUGUGAAUAUACUAAAAAACUACUGAGCAAAUGUUA
Molecule: messenger RNA, 10490 nt
Organism: Manis pentadactyla (Chinese pangolin)
Lineage: Eukaryota; Metazoa; Chordata; Mammalia; Pholidota; Manidae
Gene: A4GALT
Product: alpha 1,4-galactosyltransferase (P blood group)
Exons: 3
Coding region: 257-1315 (352 amino acids)
Biological process (GO): protein O-linked glycosylation
Molecular function (GO): acetylglucosaminyltransferase activity
Source: RefSeq, a predicted model, not a curated record